Messenger RNA from Topomyia yanbarensis, 3015 nucleotides. RefSeq lists its product as uncharacterized. Lineage: Eukaryota; Metazoa; Arthropoda; Insecta; Diptera; Culicidae. Gene Ontology annotation, biological process: DNA integration. Gene Ontology annotation, molecular function: nucleic acid binding. Bases 1 to 3015 code for a protein of 1004 amino acids. The record is from RefSeq and is a predicted model, not a curated record. The transcript has a single exon.
AUGAGUUACUGCAAUACUAACAUCGAAGUGUUGGGAAUUUUCGAUGCGCGAGUUGAAUAUGAAGACUUAAAUGUUAAGUUACCCUUGUAUGUGGUGGUUUCGGAAAAGCAUCCGCUACUCGGGCGCGAGUGGAUGCAGGAAAUCUCGAUCGAUUGGAAUAGAGUACUUGGGGGUGUAAAUGUGAUUGCUGCCGCUAUUCCGGAUCACACCACUGCGCUGGAAGAGGUGUUGAUGAAAUAUCCGAAAGUUUUUGACGAUUCAAUCGGGAAGAUUUCUUACGUACAAGCUCACCUACCGCUGAAGAACGAUGCUCGACCAGUGUGUAUGAAGGCAAGGAAGAUCCCGUUCAACAUGCGAGGUGCAGUCGAGAGCGAAUUGGAUAAGCUGGUUGCCGAAGGUGUGCUUACUAAGGUCAACCAAAGUAAUUGGGCCACACCAAUCGUUCCGGUAAAGAAAUCUCAAGGUCGUGUGCGAAUUUGCGGGGAUUACAAACAAACCGUGAAUCCACAUCUUUUGGUGGACAGACACCCGCUGCCUACCGUAGAUGAGAUGUUCGUUUCGCUGGUCGGUGGACAAAAAUUUAGCAAGAUCGACCUGGUUCAAGCUUACUUACAAAUGGAAGUCGCUCCGGAUGAUCGAGAAAUCCUGACGCUGAAUACACAUCGGGGUCUGUACCGACCAAAUCGGCUUAUGUAUGGGAUUGCUUCAGCCCCAGCAAUAUGGCAACGACAGAUAGAGACAAUACUACAAGGCAUCGAAGGGGUGAGUGUAUUCCUAGACGAUAUCAAAAUAACUGGCAGUGAUCAAGAUACGCAUCUACGUCGGCUCGAAGAAGUCCUUCAGCGACUGAGUGAAUGGAACAUCCGAAUGAAUAGGUCUAAAUGCGAAUUCUUUGCGGACGUUAUUGAGUAUUGCGGCUACAUGAUCGAUAAAGAGGGAAUUCAUAAAAUUCGAGCAAAGGUUGAAGCCAUCAAUGGAAUGCCAAUUCCAAAGAACAAGGAGGAGGUACGAUCGUUCGUUGGUCUGAUAAAUUACUAUGGACGAUUUUUCAAGAAUCUUAGCACAGUGCUCUAUCCUCUCAACAAUUUACUAAAAAAAGACGUCCCCUUCGUGUGGACAAAACAGUGUGAAGAGUCAUUUCGCACUGUUAAGUUGCAAGUGCAAUCUAAGGACUGCCUAGUGCAUUAUUCACCCGAGUUACCACUGGUACUAGCUACAGAUGCAUCACCAUACGGCGUGGGAGCUGUGCUUAGUCAUCUCUACCCGGACGGCACGGAACGUCCCAUUCAGUUCGCGUCCCAAACCCUAACGUCAGUUCAACAAGGAUACAUGCAGGUGGACAAAGAAGCGUAUGCCAUAUUGUUCGGUGUUAAGAAAUUUUUCCAGUAUAUAUACGGUCGGAAAUUCAUUCUGAUCACCGACAACCAAGCCAUUCCUAAAAUUUUUGGGGAACAUAAAGGAUUACCGGUCAUGUCAGCAUUGAGGAUGCAGCACUACGCCACCUACUUACAAUCAUUUCAUUACGAGAUUCGCUUCAGGAAGUCCACCAACCAUGCAAACGCGGACGCCAUGUCACGAAUGCCAUUGCCGCAGGCCGAUCCAGAGAACGACAUCGAGGAGUCGGACAUCGUAGAAUUAAACCAAAUUGAGACGCUGCCGAUAACAGCGGUGGAGCUGGCGCAGGCAACUGCAGAAGAUCAAACUGUUCGUGUGCUGGUCCAAGGAAUCAAGUACGGAAAGGUCUUUGACUCCAAGGAUCGAUUUGGUGUAGAACAAACUGAAUUUUCGCUACAGAAGGGAUGUUUGCUGAGAGGAAUCAGAGUCUACGUACCGCAGGUAUUGCGGAAACGGGUGUUGGAGGAGUUAGACUCAACACAUUUCGGAAUUACGCGUACCAAAUCGCUGGCUAGAGGCUACUGCUGGUGGAUUGGUAUGGACCGAGACAUUGAGACGAUGAUUGCAGAUUGUGCCGAGUGCCAAUCGGUGAGAUCUGAACCUGCGAAAACAAGACUGCACUGCUGGGAAACUCCGACAUUACCAUUCCAAAGAGUUCACGUGGACUUUGCUGGUCCUGUCAUGGACACCUACUUCUUUAUUUUCGUAGAUGCCUACAGCAAAUGGCCUGAGAUAAAAGUGUGUAAGUCAAUUACGGCUGAAAGUACAGUUAACAUGUGUCGUGAGAUCUUCAGCACAUUUGGGAUCGCCUCGGUUCUGGUUAGCGACCAUGGCGUGCAGUUCACAUCGGAAGCGUUCCAAAAUUUUCUACGGAUGAACGGAAUAAUUCAUAAAAUGGGAGCCCCAUAUCAUCCAUCUACGAAUGGACAAGCCGAGCGAUACGUGCAAACAUUCAAACAGAAGCUGAAGGCGCUGAAGUGCUCGAAAUCAAUGAUAAACGCAGAGUUGUCCAACAUAUUGUUGACGUACCGAAAGAUGCUGCAUCCAGCUACAGGCCAAUCUCCUUCCAUGCUGGUAUUUGGCCGUCAAAUUCGGUCGAGACUGGACCUUAUAUUGCCAAAGAACGAAGUUCGCGCCGCGCCGAACUGCGUGGUACGAGAGUUUAAAGAUGGUGAUCGAGUUCGGGUUAGGGAUUUUCUAUCUCACGAUAAAUGGAAGUUUGGAAGAAUCGUCGAGAAGACUGGAAAGCUACGAUACAUUAUUCGUCUCGACGAUGGAAGAAUCUGGGAACGUCACAUCGAUCAUAUGGUCGGAGUAGGCGAAAAUCUUCGUGAAGAUGUUGUCGAAUUUCCAACGCCGGCUAUCAAUCAUUAUGUUCCUGUAUCCAUGGUUACGAACCCUGUAGUCACUGCUGCCAAUCCAGUGGCCGGUAAAGACACUCCAAUCGAACCUGCUGCAGAGCCGGCGAGUGAGAACGCGAGUGGUACAACACCGGUCAAGGUCAGUCAAGGCAUCACUACUCCUUCUAGAACAGUACCAGGAUACCCAGAAAGACCUUCAACUAUGCCCAUCAGGCGCUCAAAUAGGAUUAUCAAACAUCCACAGAAGCUUAAUCUAUAA